CUUUUUCGUGUGUCAUUAGACUUGGUUGAGUUCCGGAAAUCACAAUAGAGAAGCGUGCCAUUUACCACCGCCGGAGAUAUUUUACUCCAUUCCAAUCCGUAAUAUCCAUUUCCACUGCCACACACUCCUCUUCUUCUUCUUCCUCCUGCUCCUCCUCCUCCUCUCUCCGGCGACAACCAUGGCUGACCGAAACCCUUCCACCGAUGACCUUGACCAGCUCCUCGACAGUGCUUUGGAUGAUUUCCAAACCUUCAACCUUAAUAAUUCCUCCGCUCAGAGGAGCGGGGAAGCAACUGUGGUGAAAAAGGAGGCACCUUCUCUUCCUUCUAGGGUUCAAGGAUUGGGGAUGGGUGGUGGGUUACCUGAUUUGAAAAACAAGAAAAAGGGGAAACAGAAGGCUCCCAAAGAUGCCCACGUCAGCGAGGCACUCGACAAGCUGAGGGAGCAGACCAAGGAGGCUGUCAAGGGUCUCGAAUUCAUGGCUCCGUCGUCGGCAGAUGAUUUCGGUAAGGAUGCCUUGAUGGAGGAUUGGGUCAAGCAGUUUGAGGACCUUGCUGGCUCUCAGGACAUGGAAUCUAUUGUGGAGACCAUGAUGCGGCAACUUCUGUCCAAGGAGAUUCUUCAUGAACCAAUGAAGGAAAUAGGAGAAAGAUAUCCAAAGUGGUUGGAAGAGCAUAAAUCCAGCUUAAGCAAAGAAGACUAUGAUCGUUAUUCACAUCAGUAUGAACUGAUACAGAAUCUGAAUGAAGUCUAUGAAAAUGAUUCUGAAAACUUCACCAAGAUUGUUGACCUCAUGCAUAAGAUGCAAGAAUGUGGACAACCACCAAAUGAUAUUGUCCAAGAGCUUGCUCCUGAUUUUGAUCUAGCCAGUCUUGGCCAGAUACCUCCAGAAAUGAUGGACUCUCAGACAAAUUGUUCUAUAAUGUGAAGCAAUUUCUUCCUCCUUAUACUUUGGCAGCUGCUGGUUUUUCAGAUUCUUAGGAACAUUUGUUUUUUAACUUGUUAGAAUAAGAAGGCUUUUAUGCAUUACUAUUUUCCCCCUUUGUCUACUCAUAGUUAAGCUAAGUUUGUAUAUUAUAUCAGGGAUUUUGUAACGUUUUGUGACAGCAAUCAUGGUACUAGUUAUUGCUAGUUGCCCCCACCAAAAUUUUCUUUCUGAUUUUUUUAUAAUCAUUUCCUAUUUAGUUGCUGGAUGUUUGAUUAAUGUUUUUUGCCUCGUGAAUUAAUAAUAAUUUUCCAAUGGCCUGAGGCAUAAACUAGUA
Molecule: messenger RNA, 1262 nt
Organism: Arachis stenosperma
Lineage: Eukaryota; Viridiplantae; Streptophyta; Magnoliopsida; Fabales; Fabaceae
Product: peroxisome biogenesis protein 19-2-like
Exons: 5
Coding region: 179-928 (249 amino acids)
Biological process (GO): protein import into peroxisome membrane
Cellular component (GO): peroxisomal membrane; peroxisome
Source: RefSeq, a predicted model, not a curated record